Messenger RNA from Mycotypha africana, 1296 nucleotides. Its product is annotated as Peroxin/Dysferlin domain-containing protein. The transcript is spliced from 3 exons. NCBI's taxonomy places the organism in Eukaryota, Fungi, Mucoromycota, Mucoromycetes, Mucorales, Mycotyphaceae. Gene Ontology annotation, biological process: peroxisome organization. The annotation marks the transcript as partial. The record is from RefSeq and is a predicted model, not a curated record. Gene Ontology annotation, cellular component: peroxisomal membrane.
AGCUUUACAUCACCUUAUAAAGCUCAAACAAUAGAUCAGAUUCCUACUCCCAUCCUCAAAGGAAUUAUUGUGCUCGGUCCUAUUAUUCGCCUUGCUGUUCAAUUUUUGCAGAUUCUAUUAUGGAAAACAUCCAAUCCCCGCCAAUCCUUUCUAGUUGUGCUUGUCUAUAUCUGCCUUUGUUUAUGGGCUCAACAAGUCAUCAUGUUUGGCCUGCCCUGCAUCGUUAUCUAUAAGUUAGGCAGAGAUUGGAUUUGCUUGAGAACGAACCAAAGACGACGAGAAACACUGGAGAAAAAGCGGCAGCAGGAAAGGAUGAAGCGAUAUCAAAUGUUGAACGAAGAAAUGGACGACGAAAACGAUGAUCGCUUACAACAGUUGAGAAAGCAGCAACAAAAGGAAGAGGAGGAAGAAAUGUACAUCUCGAGGAAAAUCUAUCCUGUAGGCCAAAUCACGCUGGACGAUACAAUACAGGAUAUAAAUACCAUGAAUGAGUGUAUAGAUGAAGUAAAGCAGCAUUUAUUACAGCAGUCGUGGCUCACUCGUUAUUUGGAAGGUACACAUACAGAAAUGAUGAUAUCCAUAUUGACUGUGUGGAUGUAUGUUACACCUAUCUGGGUCGUGCUGUGCUGGCUAUGGGGUACUCGAGUGAUGAUGGCGGCUGCUGGCAGUUUGAUUCUAGUAAGUCCAGCGCCUUGGUUUCAACUGAUCGUGGUGGUAUUGAAAAGAAAUACUGUGUUGAGGCAUAUUUUAGCCGCUUUGUAUGCGUAUGGUAUUGCGUGCAUUUUGACGGCCUGUCAAUAUCUUCGGAUCUCCCCUUUUUCGACGGCUUACAGAAAACAGCAAAAGAAGCUUAAUAGAAAUGUGAAGAGUAACAGCAGUACUAAUAACAGUAGCAGCAGAAGAAACGAAAUGGUAUUUCACUUUGAAAUAUUCGAAAAUCAGCGCUGGUGGUUAGGAGUCAAUUGGACAACCAAUAUGAUGCCCAGCGAAAGAGAACCUUGGACGGAUAACGAAUUAAAACCUAUUCCUGCCAAAGAAAAGUUCAAAUUACCUGAAUCUACAGUUAAGAGUAUGAAAUAUGUUGAUGUUGUGACAAAGAAAGAAAUUGAAAAGACGGUGAACAAAGUUUGGCAGUGGGUUGAUGGUGAUUGGUGGGUGGAUAUGACAGGCGAGUUGGAUAACAAAGUAGAUCAAAAUGGCUGGGAAUAUGGAAAUAAUGCUUGGAAACAAAUGUCGGGAACACCUGGUUUACAAACAUUCACAAGAAGGAGGAAAUGGUGCAGGAGAGCAAAAUUG